Molecule: messenger RNA, 933 nt
Organism: Leptosia nina
Lineage: Eukaryota; Metazoa; Arthropoda; Insecta; Lepidoptera; Pieridae
Source: the annotation of a GenBank genome assembly
AUGUUAACAGGGCAUCUCACGUCCCUCCCUGGUACCGAAGCAGCUCAUCAGCUGGUGGUAUGCGUCAGAAACAAAUGCACGCCAGAAGAAGCCCUUAACGUAUUACGGGAACUCCCGAACCCGUUGCGCGACGGCGACGCUGCGUCUACGCACGCGGCCCCGUACAACCCUCUUAAGAUUGACGUCUUCGUACAAACACUGUUGAAUUUGGGCAGCAAGAGUAUAUCGCACAGUUUCGCCGCUAUAUCCAAGUUUCACUAUGUGUUUAAGAUUCUAGCGGAGUCUGAGGAAGCCCAGAUCUGCGUGCUUCGCAAUGUUUGGGAAUUGUGGCAACGCCAUCCGCAAAUGGUUUGCGUACUGGUGGACAAGAUGCUCAAGACGCAGAUAGUCGAAUGCAGCGCCGUGGCCACAUGGCUGUUCUCGAAGGAGAUGGCGCCGUACUUUACGCACUCUUGUCUCUGGGAAGUACUCCACCUGACCAUAGACAAAAUGAACAAGCACGUGUCGAAACUCAGUAAAGAAUUGCAAGAAGCCAGAGAGGCAUUAGCACGUGCUGACUCGAGCAGCUCAGACUCAGAAGACGAAAGCGGCAGCAAGAAAAAGAAAGAUCAGGAUAAACCGACAGAAGAGGCGGUGGAGCGCAUGGAGGAACGUCUCGAGAUGGGCCACACUGACCAGAAGCGGCUCUUCCUCAUCGUUUUCCAGCGGUUCAUCAUGAUACUGUCGGAGCAUCUGGUGCGAGCUGACACAGACGCUAGAGAUCCUCUCACUCAUUGGUACACCAGCACUAUUGGGCGACUUACGCAAGUGUUUCUGCUGCAUCAUGAACAAGUCCAGAAGUACAGUAGUACCUUGGAGACGCUCCUCUUCACUCAAGAUUUGGACCCUCACAUCCUAGACGUGUUCCACCAGUUCCUGGCACUCACAGCGUAA